Molecule: messenger RNA, 568 nt
Organism: Racocetra fulgida
Lineage: Eukaryota; Fungi; Glomeromycota; Glomeromycetes; Diversisporales; Gigasporaceae
Source: the annotation of a GenBank genome assembly
AUGUUUGGAGGAUGAUGGACGCUAGAUAUGAAAUCAUGCAAGCAUUGAUUCGUGGACAAUGCGUUUCUUUAAUCAGAACAAUUUUAUUUGAAAAGGAUGAUAAAAGUCCACGUGGAAUAAGUUCAAGGUUGUCAAAACAUUUACAUUUCCCUAGACUUUACGCAUGGCCUCUGGAACAAAAAGAAAGUGAUUUACAAGUGGCUAUUAAUUAUUCUGGUGAUCGUCGUAUAGAUACAAUGAUUGUGGGAUAUCUCUUAAACUAUUAUUCAGAUAAUGCUAUGAAUAAUGCUGGAUGGAUGUUUACCGUUACUAAAGCAUUACCUGACUUGUACGAUCAUAAUAUGGAAAUUCAAAUUGAUACAUCACUUAUAAAUCGCAGUGAUUUAUUCGAAGGGCGUUUUAAACUUGUUCACUCCCUAUACAUUAAACGAGAACUUUUACGCAGACCAGCAACAAAACCACGUGAAAAAAACCAAAUUAUUCAGAAGAUUUCAGAUUUUUUUUCAUAUGAGAAAGUUAUUGAAGAAGUGGAAGAAUUAGAAGAAGUUUUCAAAGAUAAGAAAACCGG